AUGCUUCUCGUAACAAUCAAAUCUUUUUCCGAACUAAUUCUUCUCAAUUAUUUGCUAGUCGAACAACUAGAAAUAACGAAACAUCGUAAAACAAGAAAAAUGCGGCGCAUUCUUCAUCUGCUGGCGACAGCGCUGGCCGGGAGUCACCUGAGCUACUCGAUCACGGAUGGCACUCGCCUUGGCAGCUACAUCGGCAACAUCGUCCAGGACUUGGCCGAGAUCUCCCUCACCUCUUCUACCGCGAUUUUUCAAGUCGUCAAAGGAGCAAAUAUCGUCAACGUCACUCCCGAAGGCGAUCUGCGAGUGAUUACGGACAUUGACCGCGAGAACAGCGAAUUAUGCAGCAAAGACGAGCCCAGGUGCUCGAUCAGCGCGGAGAUCCUCUACCGAAACGACAACGACUUUAAAUUAUUUUACAUUGAUUUGGACAUUUUGGACAUCAAUGACAACAGCCCGGUUUUCGAAAAAGACUCCAUAGAAAUUCAUCUUCCUGAAAACACGGGCGUAGGAACAAAAGUUCGACUUCCCUCAGCUACAGAUGCAGAUAGCAAAGAAUUCGGCAUAGAACGAUAUGAAAUUUCCGACCCUGCUCGAUUCUUUUCGAUCCUUCCUCUUCAGCACCCGAAUGGCAAGAUCAUCCCGCAACUCGUUCUUGAGCAACCCCUUGACUUUGAAAAACGAGAGAAUCAUGAGCUGGAGCUUGUUGCUUUCGACUUCGGUGGACUAUCGAGCUCGAUGAAAGUCAACGUUGUUGUCGAUGACGUUAACGAUCACUCACCAACAUUUGGAAGCGAAGAAGUCAGCAUGAACCUAACCGAAUCAAUUCCCGUUGGAACUGUUAUUCACAAGCUAAACGCUAGCGAUGGCGACCGCGGGCGCUACGGCAUCAUCACUUAUUCCUUCGACGAUGGAUUGACAGACGCGCUCUCUCGAAAGAUAUUUGAGAUCAACUCGAAAACUGGCGACAUUGCUGUCAAUUCUGAGCUGAAUUAUGAAAUGCAGAAGAAACACGUGCUCUAUGUUCAGGCAUUCGAUGGAUCUGAAAGCGCUCUUUCUACAGUUACCAUCAACAUUGUUAAUGUUAAUGAUAACGCUCCUCAAAUCGAACUUUCUUUUGGACGAAGAUCAGACGCUGAAGGAAGGAUUUCAGAAGACGCACCUGUUGGGACUUUUGUCGCGUUUGUUCGAGUCACUGAUUCGGACAAAGACCAGCAACUCACUGUUGCUCUCGAAGACGGAGAAGAUGGAGAUUUCGAGCUUGAGAGCAUCGAAGGCUCGAAUCGCUACAUUCUGAAAACAGCGAAAGAACUCGACCGCGAACGAGUGCAUCUUUACAAGCUUACUUUGCGAGCGAUGGACAAUGGAAGCCCUCCGCUGACAACGACGAACACGAAGUCAAUAAAAGUAGAAGAUGUAAACGACAAUGCGCCAUUCUUCCAGCGCGAUAUGUAUCAUGUAAAUAUUCUCGAAAAUAACGAUGUUGGCAAGUCGAUUGUUUCUCUCCGCGCGACGGAUGUCGAUGAGGGUGUAAAUGCCGAGAUUGAGUACUUUCUCGGUGAAGAAGACUCUCCUUAUUUCUCUCUCGAAAGAGAAACUGGCAAUCUGGUAGCUCUGAAAUCGCUGGAUGCAGAGUUUCUAUCCCGCCACGUUGUCCAAAUCAUCGCUGUCGACAAAGGAAGCCCAAGUCUUAGAGGAGAAACGAGCGUGAUUAUCAACGUCUUGGACGAGAACGACAACGAUCCAGUCUUCGAGCGCCUCGAAUACGACUUCUCAUUUCCGGAAACCACCGAGGGAGGGACAGUCAUUGGUUCUGUAUCUGCAAUCGACGCAGAUACCAAUGCCCAAGUCCGCUACAGGCUUGGAAGCAACUCCGUUCCUUUUCGAAUUCACCCCGAGACUGGGAAAAUUUCUCUUCAGCGAUCCAUCGACGCGGAUAUCGACAAGACCAAAUAUAACAUCGAGAUAAUCGCCGAGGACAAGGACGGGCGAAGCGCCACUGCUUCAGUUUCAAUUCUAGUUGAAGACAUAAACGACAACGCUCCGGCCCUGAUCUGGCCCAAUCCAGACCUCGACGUAAUCCAAGUUACUCUUGACACCCGCGUGGCAGAAAAAGUGGCUACGAUUCAAGUUCGCGAUCGAGAUCAAGGAGCAAACGGAGAAGUCAUCAUCAAUCAAAUCAAACCGCGAGAGCUGUUCAGAAUCAACUCCGCUGGCGAAGUUUUUCUUGCAUCGAAACUGAAAAGAUCCGAUCUUGGUGCAAACCCAAUUCUAAUCAGCAUCUCUGAUGGCGGCUCGCCUCCUCUUCAGAUUUCUUCUCGUGUGAAUAUUUACGUGACAGAAGAGGAAGUGACAAUGACAGCAAGUGAUGUUCAGGCCUUGUUGCCAGAAUUCAAGAGCCAGAGUUUGUCCCUCAAGACGAGUACAAGUCAGCUGGCAUUUUUCCUCGUUGCAGUUUUUACUGCACUUGUCUUUGUUGUCUUCAUGGUUACUUUCUACAUCGUGAUUCGUCGACGAUCCAAGAGCUCAAGAAACUCCUUCCCACCUCCACCACCCCACAACCCCGAUUACACCCGCUGCAAUCAGAGCAUCGAAAACCCCCAUCUCUUCCACGAAACCCAAACGCAUAAAAAGCCAGGAAGGCCUCUUCAACACAAACCUUCGGCGACAACUUCGCCCAGACAUUCCAGAAUCGAAAACUACGAGCGAGUCAAGUGGCAGGUAGAACUUACCAGCUCCAAUCAUCCGCACACACAGUGUACGAUUGAAAAUAGCUUCCACUCUGAUUCCGGGCGGGAAUCGGCCUCUGAUGGAACGAAUGAAAAUCCACAGCUCCAGCAGGUCCCUCUGAGCUCUCCGAAAUCAACUCAUAGUUCUUUGACAAGCGCCAGGCCAACUUUUUCAACAUUCAUGGACGAAUCCGACCUGGAAUCCGUCACAAUCGUAGAAUCAGAAAGAGAAGUUCAGAAGAUCUGGCCCAGCUUGGAAAAGAAAACACCAGAGAAGCGAAAGCCGCCGAUCCACCCUCGUUCAAACUCAAUUAACAACUCAUCAUUGAAAAAAUGA
This is a messenger RNA of Oikopleura dioica, 3063 nucleotides long. Lineage: Eukaryota; Metazoa; Chordata; Appendicularia; Copelata; Oikopleuridae. The record is from the annotation of a GenBank genome assembly.